GACCAUAUGUUUGACGUCCAAUAGCCGAUGAUAAGAUAAAAAAUCAAUGUGCUCUAGUGGCGUCGUUAAAUAAAACAAACUUUACUUUUACUCGCCUUUCGGUAAAUCGGAGGCAUUUUUUAUUGGUUAUGUAUACCGAAAUUUUAACAGAUGAUUUGUGAAACUUCUAGGAAUCCUAUGGAAAUAAAUCGAAGACGAGGCAACUGCUGAAAAUGUAAACUACGUCAUCAGUAUAAGUGUAGAUUUUCAACCUUGCGCCCAAAAAACACACUUGAAAGUACAGCAUUUCCACUGCCCGCUGCACUGCGAUUAACCCAGAAACCAGAAACAUGGGAGAGCUUGGCACUGAAAAGCAUCAGGUCUUGAGCCAUGUGUUUCAUCAGUAUGACAGAAAAGGAAUUGGGGAACUUUCUCCAAUUCAAGUACAGAUAUUACACGCUGAUAUAAGAAUGGGAGGAAUCAGCCUUCCGCAGGUUUUUGCGUCCAUCAACUACACAUGCAAUUCAGGGUCAUCCUGUGUUGAAAGUGAAUUGUGUGAUUUGCUUCAGGAAAUGGAUAGACGUUAUUUUCUUCUACAGAACCUAUGCUGGGAGUUCUCCAUGUUGGACAGAGAACAGAAAGACACCAUUACAGAGGAACAGGCCAGAUGGCUGGCGCAAGCUGUACAUGGGAAAUACUUCUCCAAGAGAAAGUGGGAGGAGUUUCUGCGCAGUCGACCAGUUCCUGGUGGCCGGGUGUCAUUCCAGGAGAUAGAAGUGAUGCUCUGUAAUAUUCCAGACAGAAUGACAAUUCAGCAGGAAAGACAGGAUGAGGAGAGAGAGAAGGAUGAAAGACUUCGAAGACAGAGAGAGUUGGAGGAAGCAGCUGAGAAAGAGAGAGAAAGACUAAAACGAGAGCGUGAAGAAGAUAAAAUGCGGAGAGAACAGGAAAAGAAGAAAAGUGAUGAUGACAGAAAAAGAAAGGAGUUGGAAGAGGAAGAGAGGAAGAGGCGAGAGGAAGAAGAAAGACGCAGACGGGAAGAGGAAGAGGAAAAAGAACGACUGAGAAAACUACAGGAGGAAGAAGAAAGAAAAAGAAAAGAAGAUGAAGAAAAAUAUAAAGAUGUAGAGAACAUCAAGGAGGAAGCUGAAAGGAAAGAGAAAGAGGCGCGGGAUCACUUAGAUCGACUGAAGAAAAGCAAGGAAGUUGAGAAAGACAGAUACAGGAAACAAGAAAUUGAAAUGGAGGAAUCGAAAGUUAAAAAGAUAUUAACAGAGUACAGAAACCAGCGAAUCCGCUACCAGCUGAAGGUAGCUAUCAAGUCACGUGACCGCUACCAGCUGGAGUACUCCAUCACCGAGUUCAAGAAGGCUGAUAUCCGAGAUGAGGACAUGGACUUGGAGAAGGCUGAACGACUCCUCAAAGAGUUCUCUGCCCGUGAUGAUCUGCACAAGGCAAUGACUAAGAGAGAGAUACAGGAUCUGGAAAAGGCGCUGUCGUUCGUCAAGAAGCAUGGCUUUGAGGCACAGCUGGCGAGUGAAGUGAUGGAGGCGAACCAGAUGCUGGUGCGACUGAAACGACUCGAGCGUAUCCGCCACGAGAUCCUGGAGCUGAAGCAGUCGACCGUGGCCGAGAUUCGCAGCUACCAGAAUCCACCAGUUAUUGUCCAUACUGUCAUGACAGUCACCUUUCUCUUGUUGGGACAUAAAGAGAAAGAAACUAAGGAUUGGAAAGCUGUCCAGGCUCUUGUUGGUAAGACUGGUAAAGAGAGUUUGAAGCGAUGCUGCAUCCAGUGUGAAGCUGACAAGAUUCCAUUAGCCGCAGCGAAGCGAGCCAAGACGCUGCUGGCAAAGUAUGACCUGGACGAGGUGCGGGAUGUGUCGGCCGGAGCAGCCACCUUUUAUGUUUGGGCAACAACCAUGAUCGAAGAAGCCAUUGACCUUCAGACUAAAUAACUGCAAGUGGUUUGGUUCAUAUGAUGAAUGUCUUCAGAAAAAAAAAAAAAAAAUACAUUUCAUAUAUUACCACCAAAAUCUAUACAGACAUGAAAUUGUUUUGCUGAUUUACAAAAUUUUUAGCAUUUUAUUUUACUGUAACUUCAAUAAGAAAUAGUUUUUCUGUACAUCAUACUCAUUCCAGAACCAUUGUUAAAGCAUUAGAAAGCUUUAAGAAAGCUAGAUCCAGUACUUUUUGAGACUUUAAUGAAUCACAGUUACAGUGCAGUAUGCAGUUUGUGUGGCUGACUGAUGACUAAAUAUUAUAGCUAUCAGUGAUGGCGAUAUAGUUUUUUUUUAAUCAGUUGUCACUCUUGUCAGUUUAUAUAUUAUACGGUGAAACCCGUCUAAACCAGACAAUCAUGGGACCAAGUAAAAUGUCAGGUUUUAAGGAAUAUCCUGUUUAGAUAGGUUCCGUACUAAUAUUUAACAAGGGACCAUGAAAAAUGUCCGGUAUUGCUUUGGGUUUUUUUUAUCAACUAUUACUCUUGUCAGUUUAUAUAUUAUACAGUGAAACACCUCUAAACCAGACACACAUGGGACCAAGUAAAAAGUAAGGUUUUAAGGACUAUCCCGUUUAGAUUUUGUUCCAUACUGAUAUUUUAACAUGGGACCAUGAAAAAUGUCCGGUAUUGAAAGAAUUCAGGUUUACAGAGGAUCUGGUUUUGAGGGGGUUUUCUCUACUUGUAUAUAAUUAUUUGUACCUGUGUUAUUAAUGACAGAUCAUUCUUCUUUAGAAAUAUAAUGCAGUGAAACCCCUAAACCGGACACCCUUGGAACAAGUAAAAUGUCCGGUUUCAAGAGGUAUCCUGUUUUGAGAGGUUAGGUUCUGUACUGAUUUUUAUAAGGGACUCUGUAAAACGUCCAGUUUGAGGGAAUUCCAGUUUUGAGACGUUUCACUGUACUUUGUUAGUCUGAGCUCUAUGGUAAAUGUAAAUAGAUGACUUAUAGACAUUUGUUACUACAUAUUUGCUCCAUUUGGUGAUGUUUUUAUUUGUCAUGGAGACGUGUUAAUAUCUGUGAUAUGUUUGAUGCUUUAAUUUAUCAGACAAAUAUUUGGGUUAUUUCGUAUUAACAGGUAGGCUAAUGUUUAAAAAACAAACGAACAAAAAUCAUGUUUAUUAUGUAAUUUAUGUUGUGAUUAACAGUUACUGGUGACGUGUAUUGUUUAAUUUUAACAGUUUGUGUGGAGUACACAAGGUUAUUGAUUAGGUAAAUUGAUAAUACCCAUUUGAGUUAUUUUGUAUUAACAGGUAAUGUUUCAAAAGCAAACAAACAAAAAUCAUGUUUAUUAUGUAAUUUAUAUUGUGAUUAACAGUUACUGGUGACAUAUGUAUUGUUUAAUUUUAAAGGUUCAUGUGGAGUGCACAAGGUUGUUGUUUAGGUAAAUUGAUAAUACGUACCACAACAACUGCUGCAGUUCAGUAUCUUAAUAUAUUCGUGGGUUUGGUUGCUGUUGAUCAGCAUUUAUAUUUUUAUAAUAUCAACAAGAUGUCCGUCCAUUGCUUUUAUUUAUAUAACUACAUUUAAUAUUUUUAUUAAUAUAUUUUUAUAAUUCUAAUAUGAUACUGGGGCAUGUUCUUGUGUUACAUUGUUUUGUUUAAAUCUUUUUUACUAUUCAAUAAAUAACAUAAGAAAAUAA
Molecule: messenger RNA, 3615 nt
Organism: Gigantopelta aegis
Lineage: Eukaryota; Metazoa; Mollusca; Gastropoda; Neomphalida; Peltospiridae
Product: trichohyalin-like
Exons: 13
Coding region: 330-1934 (534 amino acids)
Source: RefSeq, a predicted model, not a curated record